Messenger RNA from Archocentrus centrarchus (flier cichlid), 1103 nucleotides. RefSeq lists its product as uncharacterized. Gene Ontology annotation, cellular component: external side of plasma membrane. The transcript is spliced from 10 exons. Gene Ontology annotation, biological process: immune response; cell surface receptor signaling pathway. The coding region runs from base 71 to 1042 and encodes 323 amino acids. Lineage: Eukaryota; Metazoa; Chordata; Actinopteri; Cichliformes; Cichlidae. Gene Ontology annotation, molecular function: transmembrane signaling receptor activity. The record is from RefSeq and is a predicted model, not a curated record.
AAAAGCAGCUCAGCUUCAUUGGAAACUACUUUUGUAAAAAUAGAUUGUCUUUAAUCUGCAGCCAGACAGUAUGAGAGCUCUGUGCACAGGACUGUUGAUGACAAUAAUAAUUCUGCUGGAUGGAGAGGAUCAGAAAGUUGAUGCAGUUUCUCUGAGUAUCGCUCCAAACAGAUCGCAGUUCUUUGAAUAUGAAUCAGUAACAUUUUACUGUGAAGGUGUCGUUAAUUGUGACGUUGUGCAUAAAUUUAAAGGGAAAUUACAAUCUUGUAGCAAAACAGCAGCAGGAUCAUCCUGCGACAUUAAAAAUGUUUAUGCUGGUGACAGUGGAGAGUACUGGAGUGAGACUGAAGGAGGGAAGAAAAGCAACAUUAUCAACAUCUCUGUCACCGAUGGUUCUGUGAUCCUGGAGGUUCCUGCUCUUCCUGUGUUCAUGGAAGAAUCUAUGACUCUACCCUGUAGAAAGAAAAUCGCUUCCUCCAACCUCUCAGCUGAUUUCUAUAAAGAUGGACGUCACAUCCACAGAAGCUCCACAGGAAACAUGAACAUCUACAGAGUUUCCAAGUCUGAUGAAGGACUUUACAAGUGCAGCAUCUCAGGAGCUGGAGAAUCACCAGAGAGCUGGCUGAAAGUCACAGAUCGCUCAGAGGAGAUUCGUUCCUCCUCAGCUGCCACUGCAGGGAUCGUUGUCACCGUUUUAUUUAUCGUUCUGUUGAUGGCAGCAUUGGGACUGUAUCACUUUGGCAAAGAUUACUGGAACAGAGCAGCAUUAGCAGCAUUGCGCUGCCUGUCAAGAAAUGCAGAGGGUUCAGGCUCAGCUGAGGAUCAAACAGUCUCCACAGAGACCAGCACAGUGAAUGCAGGCAGAGCAACAUAUGCUGUUGUAAGAAAAAACAGGGACAAGAAAGAAGAUGAAGAUGGGUUUUGCUGUAGACCCAGUUACUUCUCUCCAGGCCUGCGUGACACUCAACAACGAGGAACCAUGCCCUUUGCAGCGGUCUACCAAAGUGUAGCAGAAGAUCCUCUCUAUUCUACAAUAGAGUAGCAGCAGAGUGAGAGCAGACUGAAGACAUAAUCACAUCUGAGAGAGUGAAAACAACCCAGAA